GCUCCGGAAGUGAGGUUUGCUAGUCGCGACGGUAACCAAGGGAACCAGUAAACAGGGAGGGCGGCAGAGCUGUCGGUGUCGCCGCUGGCGGGAAAGAGAUACGGUUUACACUAAGGACAUGGUGACUGACUUUGAUGAGAAGCAUGAUGAAUAUUUAAUAUUACUUCAACAAAGAAAUCGGAUAUUGAGACGUUUGAGAAGAAAGGAUCCCAUGCAAAUCAAACUAGAGCAUUUAGAACAAGGAUUUUCUCUGUAUCUAAAUGGAGCUAAUUCAGAGUCAAGAAACUAUCGCAGAAAACCCAGUUUUCAAGAAUUCUUUAGAUGUGGGUCGCAGACUGCAAGGAUAAAUGAUUCUAGUACAGCGGCCCAAGUAAAAGAAAUUGAACUGCAAGGACGCAGCACGCAGACUGCACCAAGCAAAAUCCAGCGUAAAGGGUGGUGUCAGAAACCUGUGCAGAUUAAAACAGAAAGUGGCUCUAGACUCUGCAUUUCUCCCCCUCCGGAGUACUCUGAUGAUUUUGAACCUUAUGAAAGCUUGAAUAUGGAGACAAACGACUAUCAUAUUAAUUGCUCCCAGAAUCUCAAGUCUCCCAAAAGUCCUGUCAGUGACUUUAAAUUCACCACCCAGAACCCAGAACUGCAAGUACACGGCGAUGUGGAAAAGGAAAGAAUAUUUUUAAGUAUUGAUGAUGUAAAGGAAUUGAGAAGAAGUUUGGAACUCAGUGUAAGUCAGAAAAGGAUGGAGGAGGACUGUUCUAGUGAUGACUAUGACUCUGUUGAAGAGGAUGUGCUUUUGGAGCACUCUCAGGUGGAAGAGACAGUUGCAAGUUUUGGAAGCCUCCAGUUGCCCAGCAGUGAGUCGUUACUGAAGGAUGUUCCAAAGUAUCGGGAGGCUGGAAGAGGCUGUGACCUUGAUGCUGGUGCUCUUGUGCUGGAAUUUAAGCAGAAUCUGACAAAUGUGAAACAGGAACGAAUUCUGUCUGCAAAGAGGAAGGAUGCUGCUGAAACCUACAUUCCAAUCAGACCUAUGAAGGUCAGAAGUAAAAUGGCUCGGCCACUUUCUGCUGGACCCCCGCACAAGGAGGGACUUGAAAGAACCUGUUCUAGACCAUUAAGUCGGCCAGAAAAGCCACUGUCAGCAACUCGAAGGAAUGUUUGUGAGAAGAAGGAUUCUGAGCAAUCUGCUUCUGCUGUCAUUAAAGCUAUGCAAGCUGAAAAUGAGAUCUUGCAAAGAGAGAUGCUUUGCAGAAGGCUGGAGACUUCUGUCUGCCAUCAAAUGCUGCCUUCUGUUUCAACUUCAUCUGUUUCUGCAACAACCGAGCCUUCAGAAAAACAACAGGAAACAACUGUAGUGUCAGAAGCUAUUGAAAAAAUUGGCCAUUUGGGAAGCAGGCAACAGAAGAAACUUUUGAAACUCCUGCAGGAAAUUGAGAGCUGUUCUACCUGCCACAGUCACAAAGUCCUACCUGCUGAGGAACUGGAGCCAGAUUCUGUGGAUCAGCUGCAAACAAAGGCAGAAAUACAGGAUGCCAUUUAUGUGACUAUGGAAAUCCUCUCCAAUUGGGGGAAUGCAGUCAAUGUGGGCUUGACGGAAGUGGAAUUCUUUGAUUUACAUGCUGUCAAGAUGUUUGUGUCUCCUCAUGAUGUGAAUAUCCGAAAUGCUGACUCGCCAGGGGAUCUCUCUUGCCUGGUCAAUGGAACCCUGAAUAGCACCAAGGAGCGUUUCCUGUGGAUGUGUCCUUUUCGUGCGCCAGUUCAGCUUUACUUUGUUAUCCGCAAUCCCAGUCGGUCACGUGACUUUGGUAUAUCUAAGAUCAAGAUUUGGAAUUACAACACGACCACUCUUAGUGACCUUGACGUGUGUGCAAAGAAUGUGAAACUAUAUAUUGAUGAGAACCUUGUAUUUGAUGAUCAAUUAGAAAAAGGCUGUGGAGAUCUAACCACUGAUUUCAGCACUACAAUUGACCUUAAAGACAAUAGACAAGAGAUUGCUGCACAUUCUGUACAAGGAAAUAAAAAAUCAAAUGGAGCUAAUAGCACAGGCAAUAAGGAGGACCUGUUUUUAAAAUACCCACAGCCAGACAGGGCUUCAUUACACUGGAAAUAUUCCUUAGAAGAAAAUCUCCCUGAGGAAAUGAUGAAUUCCAUCAACUUUAGGAAAGAGAAAUUGACUAAAUUAGAAGAAGAUCUGAAGGUGUUAUCAGCUCCUAUGUCUGCGAAGGCUCUCAAGAAUGAUAGGUCAGAAUCAGCAGUUAUGGAAUACGUUCAGUCUGAUGACGAGCUUACUAUGAGUGAGCAAAUGGAAAAACUAACUGGAAGAAAAUUAUCUGAAUCUUCAGGUGUAACUCCAUCUUGGUUACAGUCCUCUUCCCGAGUGACAGAGAAGUGCCAUAAACAGAAACCCUCCUGGCUGGAUACAGAGCACCCUUUAGAUGUGAGAAUUCAAGAGCAGUCUGAUGGCACCAUGAGGGGCUGUCCAGGACUUAUUGAUGAGACUAUCAAAUGUCACGGAAGUGAACUGAGGAGGUCCAACAGUAGGAAUGUAAAUGGAGAUGAGAAGACACAAAUAGUAACCAGUAAAGGCUGUUCUAUUGACUUGGACAUUUUAGACCAGCUUCCAAACAAAUAUUGCUGCACCCCUGAAUGUCCUGCUAGUGGGAGGAGAAGCAGCAGAAGUGUAAGAAAGGAGGUUUUAUGUACAAGUCAUGGAGAUGAAGGUCUGACACACACAGAUGAAGUCCUUUGUGUCAAUGACCUAAAAAACUUCAGGGCUGGGUGGCAUAGUGAACAAGAACACACUCUGCAGGAGUCAUGGAACUCCCUUCUAAAGUUCAAUUAUUCUCACCGUGGGCGAAUCUCCAACAUGGAUUUUCAAGGGGAUAUCUUUGAUGAGUUUCUCCAUCAGCAGAAAAUCAGCCGCCAUGGAGAACAUCAGCUUGUGAGGAAAGAAGGAAUACAAGUGCUACCGAAAAGACAAGAAGAAAAUUACAUGGAGACAGAUGAUGGAAAUGAUUUUAAAAUCCCUGUUUUGCCAUAUGGACAGCACUUAAUAAUAGACAUUAAAUCCACAUGGGGAGACAGACACUAUGUUGGUCUUAAUGGAAUUGAAAUUUUUAGUUCCAAAGGAGAGCCUGUUCAGAUUUCAAAGAUAAAAGCUGAGCCACCUGAUAUAAAUAUUUUACCAGCCUAUGGCAAAGAUCCAAGAGUAAUAACCAAUCUAACUGAUGGGGUAAAUCGGACACAGGAUGACAUGCACCUUUGGCUAGCACCCUUUACUCCUGGGAAGCCUCACCAUAUCUAUAUUGACUUUGUGAAUCCCUGUCAAGUAGCUAUGAUUAGGAUUUGGAAUUAUAAUAAAUCCCGAAUACACUCCUUCCGAGGUGUGAAGGAUAUUACAAUGCUAUUAGAUGAGCAAUGCAUCUUUAAAGGAGAAAUUGCAAAGGCUUCAGGAACAUUGUCUGGAGCUCCAGAGCACUUUGGGGAUACUAUAUUGUUCACGACUGAUGAUGAUAUUCUAGAGGCCAUAUUCUGCUAUGAUGAGACUUAUGAUGGAGAAAUUGAAAAUGUGUGCUCACUGAGAUAUGAGGAAGAGCUAAAGAGACCAAGAACUGCUGAUGGGGAGGGAGAUGAGAGACCUUUUACACAAGCAGGCUUAAGAACAGAUGAUAAGCAGGUUCAGGAGCAAGUGAUGGUGUCAGACCAUCUUUCUGAGCUUACACCCAAGGUACCCGGGGUAUACACUGGACAAUGUCUGCAGCUAAAUUUCACCUUAUCCUGGGGAGACACACAUUAUCUUGGACUGACCGGAUUUGAAAUAGUAGGAAAGGAUGGUCAAGCUUUGCCAAUUACUAUAGAUCAGAUUUCUGCUUCACCACAAGAUUUAAAUGACCUUGCAGAGUACAUGGAAGAUUCCAGAACAUUAGACAAGUUAAUAGAUGGGACUAACAUCACUGUUGAAGAUAAUCAUAUGUGGCUUAUUCCUUUCACUUAUGGGGAAGAUCACAUUAUCACAAUCUAUUUUGAUAAAGCUGAAAAUAUUGCAGGGCUUCGCUUUUGGAACUAUAAUAAAUCUCCAGAGGAUACCUAUAGAGGGGCUAAGGUUGUCCAUGUCUUGCUGGAUGGACAUUGUAUCUCUCCACCAGAGGGCUUUCUUAUCCGAAAGGGACCAGGCAACUGUCACUUUGACUUUGCUCAAGAAAUUCUCUUUGUUGACUACUUGAAGCCCCAACAGAUUAUCAGACCAUAUGGGAGAACUGAUUCAAGUGGGAUGGAACAAGCUAGUAUGGACUAUGAAGCACCAUUGAUGCCAUGUGGUUUUAUUUUCCAGUUUCAGCUUCUAACGAGCUGGGGUGAUCCAUACUAUAUUGGUUUGAACGGACUAGAGUUGUAUAAUGAACAUGGAGACAAAAUCUUACUCACUGAAAACAACAUUGCUGCUUUUCCAGACAGUGUCAACAUUUUAGAGGGUGUGUGUGGAGAUAUCCGAACUCCAGAUAAACUCAUUGACAGAGUUAAUGACAGUGGUGAUGGCAGACACAUGUGGCUUGCACCAAUUCUUCCUGGUUUGGUGAAUAGGGUUUAUGUUAUUUUUGACCUGCCCACUACCGUGUCAAUGAUCAAACUGUGGAAUUAUGCGAAAACUCCCCAAAGGGGAGUGAGAGAAUUUGGUCUUCUUGUAGAUGACUUGCUUGUGUACAAUGGAAUUCUGGACAUGGUGACUCACAUAGUGCAUGGCAUCCUGCCCACCUGUGACCCUGUGGUCCCGUAUCAUACCAUUCUCUUUACAGAUGAUGAGAGGAUUUAUCAGCGAGAGAAGAAUACAGUGAUUAGCAAUCGUGUAGAGGAUCAGGAUGUACGAAUGAUGAACGAAAAUCAAAUUGUUACAAACUCCAAAAAGAAGCAGAUUGCUGCUGACCCAGUUUUACGUCCAAAAACCUGCAUACGUGAUAAAGGAAUGCUGAGGAGGAAAAGACACUGAGAGGUUAUGAAGUGGAUAUCCUGAGGGCACCAGCUGAGAUGCCUACCAUCUGGCACUUCUGAAUGCAAAUCAACCAUGUGGCAGAUGUUUGCCACUUGACACUCCUGAACCACCACCGAAAGGCCUGAAAUCUUUACUGUCUAAUGAUGGGAAGUUUCGUUUGAUGGGGGAAGCUCUUUAGAAAUGAAAUUUUAAGUAUACACUGAUAGUGUUUUUUAUUAUGUCAGCACCUAUACUAUCCACAUUUUCAUUCUCUGUUAACUGGCAAACCAGUAAACAAUGUAAGUAAAGUCACUGUUAACUUCUACCUAUCUCUACCUAAGUGGACCUGCUUUUGAGUAAGAACCUUAAUGCUAACUGAAGUCCAUUCUCAAUGUGUACACAUAGCUUUGGGGAAGCAGUAUUGUAGAACUGAGAAAAGACCUUCAGAGUUGUAGUUCAGUCCUAAACUCUCAAGUUUUAAACUGCUGGUCAGCCACAAAGCCUUUGAGCCCCUAAAUUAUUUCUAUUCCGGUUCAAGCAAUUUGUAUAUAGUCCACUGGAAAAUGUACAUAUUAAGAAAAACUGUACUUCAGGAGAAAAGCCCCUCCACCAGCUCACUAUGGAGUAGUGCUGUUAGAGGCAGGAAGUAACAUUGACAGAGGUAUCAAUGGUAGCAUGGGAAUUACCUUUUAAAAAUUCAGGUCAGGAAGUAGGGUUUCCAUGAGUUCAUGAUCAGUAAAGUUUUAGCAAAUUGCUCAAUUCUCAUUUUUGCAAUGAAAGGAUUUGAAAUAAUGAUAAAUUUGCAUCAAUUUCACUAUUGUGAAAAUAGCAAAAAAAUGUGUAGCUGGACCUUUACCUCCUUAUACAUACUUCAUAACCCUGCAGCCAGAACACUCCUCUCCUCUUCUCUUUUACAAACACAUGGUUACAUACUGGAUUGUGUACAAAGACACUGUAGCAAUGCAUGCCGUAUAGUGCACAAAACAGAUCUAUUGUCAUCAACAUACCACACCUAUCCUGGCAAACUAAGUGCUUUGUAACUUGUGUUCCAUAUAUAAAUGGAUUAUAUUUCUGGAUCUAAACCUGAAGAGUCCAGAUAUAUUAUACUACAAGUGUGGUGUUAUACAACUAAAAAUGUGACGAAAAAAAUGACUGUGUUUCAGGAUGCAGUUAUGUAAGUGUCAUUUUCACUUAAAACUUGUAGCUGAUUAUAACCUAUAAAUCUCUUUUCCAUAAAAAAGAUUCUUCCUUUUCCCAGAUAGAGAGUUCCCAGUGUUCAUCGUAGAGGUGAGACACUGAAAUACCAUAAGACACAUUUCUUUUAGCCAGAUGCUAUUUUAAACAUAAAGCAGAGACUUACCACUGCAAUUCCUGAUACAGCAACCAAAUUCAUUGCUGCCAAUUCCAGGCUACAUCAGGAUUAUCUGAGAACCUGAUAGCUUGUAUAUUUGCUUAUGAAAAUAUAUUUUAUUCUUUCUCCUGGUCAAUGUUGUUUGCUGAGUUGUAAAGCACAAAUGAACUGUGCUCCCCCCAAUUUCUGUGUAUUGAUAUUGCAGCUAUAUGUAACAUUUUGUAUUUUAGACAAAAAUAACUUUUUACUUCCUCUAAAUAUAAAAUAGAUUUAUAUCUCUAUUUCAAUAUCAUUAAAAUGCUAUUAUAUGGAAAUAUUAAUGUGCUACCUAUUACCAUGAAAAAGUCUUAUUCCAACAGCCAGGAGAUAAAUGGUAAAGUCACUUCAACAGAGCAGGGUUAAGAUCCUGAUUAGGAAUACUGUAAAUGGAAGUCUCCUCUUAGUUCCUAGAAGGCAUUUGUCCACAUCAUAAAGCAGCUGUAAAAUUUUCGUUUCUUGGCCCUUUCUGCUCAAGGGAGUGCUGGCAGUCAGGACUGGAUUAGAUUUGGGAUAUUGUGGGUCCAGGUGAGGACUGUUACAGUAGUGAAGGGCUAAUGUUUUGGGUUCCAGGUCUGCACCAUUGUCAGUAAAGCCUAGUCUACACUACAAAAAAUUAGUAGCCACAAUUCAUGACUAUAACAGCUCACUAUGGUAGCAGUGGUGGAAGCUGUAGUGUAGAUGGGACUUAGACAUGGUUGUACAAAUGCCUGAGUCCUAAGCACAGUUGAGAUUCUGCCUUAGCUACCCAGUAGAGCUGCACCGAUUGUGAAUUAUGAUGACAAAGUUUGCUAGUAUAGAUGCAACCCAAAAGAAACCAUAUAGAAUAAUGUUAGGAAAGUGAGUAAUCCAAGAACUGUUGGACUGUGCACUGGUUCAGCUCUACUGGUGGUAAAAAUGGUGAGAAUGAGUGUGUACAGUGCAGCCACUGGCAUUUUGAGCACUGUUGUCUUCAUAGGCUCAAAGCAUGUCUCUGUGGCCAGUGGCCACAUCUUGUCUACACUAUGGCUUCCACUGCUGCUAUCGUCAGUGGAGCUGAAAUUUUAGCAAAAUGUGAUAGCUUGUAUCCAUGGUGAUUUAGUGUGUGACAAACUAGGGAAUGAAUCUACAGUCCACUAGCAUGCUGCAGGCUAACUGGUCAUGUGAACCUUGCCACUUCACACUAAACAUUCUGUCUUUUAGUGUGCAAUGGCAGAGACCACAUGAGCAGUGAGUGCAUAGCAUGCUAGUGCACUGUAGAGUCACUUGCUGGCUUGUCGUGCAUUAAAUCACCGUGCAGACAAGCCCUCUGAAGGUCUUGGAGAACUGGAGUUUAAAGAAUGACAAUUAUUGGUAAGGCUCUUGUUAAAAAGCUUCCCAAACUUAUACCACUUAUUUAUGUCAAGUCGCACUACGCCUUCAUUGGUGAACUGAAGAUAAUAUUUCCCUCCUCACAGGGGUGUUGAAGAUAUUGUCAUUAAUGUUUGUGAGGUGCUCAGAUACUACAGACAUAGGUAGAUAGAGUUGAAUGUUGUAUUUUGCAAGACUAGGUAACUGGAGUGUAGCUGUUGAGUAACAUGACAGUGAACAGUACUGAGAUACGUCUGUUAAAACUGCUUUCAAAAUAGGCCUGGAGUAAUGGAUACUAGCAUCCAAAUAAGCUCCUCAUUUCUGAAUGAUCAGCCAUAGAAAUGCUGCCCAUUCUCCUCUGAGCCAGCCGGGCACCAUUAAAAAUGAUACAUUAAUUUCUUAUUAACAGUCUAAGUUGCAAAAUGUCCCAAUGUCAGGCAAGAAAAGGUAUUAAACUCUUGAAGCUGGGCCCUCCUGGAGUUUGCGGUGGAUCCACUGUGUGCUUCACAGUGGGGGAAGCAAGUUUCCACAUUCCCUCCCCAAGGCCACGUGAUUUUGGAAAACAUUGCCAAGGAAACCUCCCAGAACCCUUCUCAGAACCUUCACCCAUGGGCGUUUCCACAGUAAUGAGUGACUGGGCCCUCUGCAAGAUAUGUGUUCCCCUUCUGCACAGGGAGCCAACAAAAUAAAGGUUUUAAAAUAGACGGGGUACAACCAUCACUAUGUUAUACCUGGUGCAAAGUUCCUCAGCUCCUCUGGCCACUGUCAUAACCUUGGAUUGUCUCCACCAUAGCCACAGCCAGAGGGAACUUUUGGGAGCCUAAGCACCAGCAUGUCUUUACAGAGGGGGCUCCAUGGGAGGGACUGGAGCAGGGGUCUGGCUGCGCUCCAUGACACCACACACUGCUCAGGCAGGAAUUAUGCCAGCAGCAUUAACUGCAGCAUUCCCUCCACAGCUGCAACCGAGCAAGUGCCUGGGGCCUUAGCCAACACAGGAGUUGGGGAGGCCUCACUAGAGCUGCUUCUAAACAUUUUUUUGAUGAACAGUGCUGGUUUUCGUCUAAGUUAAAAGAGUUUGAAAAAGUCUCUAUUGCAACAAAAAAUUCCCAGGAAAAUCAUUAUUUUGAAACAACCAUUUUAAACAGUAUCAGAGGAAUAGCCAUGUUAGUCUGGAUCUGCAAAAGCAGCAAAGAGUCCUGUGGCACCUUAUAGACUAACAGACAUUUUGG
Molecule: messenger RNA, 8905 nt
Organism: Gopherus evgoodei (Goodes thornscrub tortoise)
Lineage: Eukaryota; Metazoa; Chordata; Testudines; Testudinidae
Gene: KATNIP
Product: KIAA0556 ortholog
Exons: 27
Coding region: 119-4978 (1619 amino acids)
Source: RefSeq, a predicted model, not a curated record